Messenger RNA from Chanos chanos (milkfish), 1185 nucleotides. It is a transcript of the gene vkorc1, whose product is annotated as vitamin K epoxide reductase complex, subunit 1. Gene Ontology annotation, molecular function: vitamin-K-epoxide reductase (warfarin-sensitive) activity. NCBI's taxonomy places the organism in Eukaryota, Metazoa, Chordata, Actinopteri, Gonorynchiformes, Chanidae. The transcript has 3 exons. The record is from RefSeq and is a predicted model, not a curated record. Gene Ontology annotation, biological process: blood coagulation; peptidyl-glutamic acid carboxylation; vitamin K metabolic process. The coding region runs from base 188 to 706 and encodes 172 amino acids.
CUCUGUGGGAUUUUGGGAGCAAAGUAUAACUUCGUCCGAAGGAAUUUUAAGUGAUUGUUUUGAAAACGAUUGUUAUUUAUUGUUGGUUUGUUUGUUUUAUCAGAAGCGGUUAACAACAAUAUUUCUGAUACAUACAUCAGACUAACACUUCAUAUUUGUAACAGAUUAAUUAUUUACCCACACCAGUAUGUCGUCAAGUAAUUUAAACGCCAAAAUUCCAAAAUGGGAAGCCCGUGCACGACUACUUCUUUGCGUUUUUGGCUUGGUUCUUUCGGUGUAUGCAUUGCACGUUGAAUUAUCCAGAGAGAGAAACCCCGAGUACCGAGCAAUGUGCGAUUUAGGGGAGUCAGUGAGCUGCUCCAAGGUUUUUACUUCCAGAUGGGGUCGCGGAUUUGGACUGGUCCAGUAUUUUGUUGACAAGGACAGCAUUCUGAACCAACCAAACAGUGUGCUUGGGAUUUUAUUUUACUCACUGCAGCUAGGGCUCGGUCAGUUUGUGUCUACAAGAGCAGCAGUCUGUCUUGUGAUGUCAUCGUGGGUGUCUGUAGUUGGUUCUGUAUAUUUAGCUGGAAUUCUUACGGUGGUUCUAGGAGAUUUCUGUGUAGUAUGCGUAUCAACUUACAUUAUCAACUUUGCUCUUCUCUACACCAAUCUGAAGAGGAAGGUGGCACUGUUUGGAGGAGCUGAGAAAGAGAAGAGGGGCUAAAAAGCUCAAAUCUAUGUUGUGUGUGUGUGUAUUUGUGUACCUGCACAUGUGUGUACCCAAGUACACGCAUGUGCAUACUUGUGUUUGUUUGUAUAAGUAGUACCUUUGUGAAACAGUGUGUUAAAAAAAAAAAUAUUCGAUGUUUUACGAAAAUGUGAGUGAGAUAUAACAUUUUGUAGCAUUUGAUAUUUCUCGAGAAACAGAGGAGUGUUGACGUAUGUAAUAAAACAAAUGACCAUCCAUCAGGUUUGUAAUGCAGAAGAGAAAAGCCUAAUGAUGUUAAAGCCUUGAACAAAAGGGAAGUAAAGCCAUGUUAACCAGAGCCUGUUUAUAUGAUGACCAGUGUUACUGAAGGGACAGAUGAAAGUGUGUGUCUGAUUACGAUGUUACCUCCUCACUGCAGUAUUCUGACAUGAUAUGCUCUUUGAUAGCUGUGUUUUACUUCUCUAGUAGUGCCCCCCCCCCCCCCCCCCCCCCCC